AUGCCACCACAGCAUCCUUCCCCUGCUUCCAUGCAUCCAUCCUUCCGCGGCUUCCAGAGGUUCCUCUUGGUUCUCCUGGCCUCCCUUUGUUUGCCACCCCACCUGGUCCAGGCAGCCUGGUUUCGGGUUGGAGUGGUGGGACCGUGGGGAUGUGACCCUCUGUUUGCCAAGGCCCUUCCCAGUGUGGCAGCGCAGCUCGCCGUCAACCGCAUCAACAGGGACCCGUCGCUAUCCCGCGCCGCGAUGUUCGACUACACCGUGCUGCAGGAGCCAUGUGAGACAUCGAGGGCACUGGAGGCGUUCCUGGGUUUCCACACCAAGGCCUCGGGGUACAUUGGUCCGGCCAACCCGGGCUACUGUGACGCUGCCUCAAUGCUGAGCAAAGGCUGGAACAAGGCUUUGUUUCCUUGGGGUUGUGUUGGUUACGAGUUGGAUGAUGUUCGGAGCCACCCGACCUUCGCCCGCUCCAUGGUGAGGCCCACUUGGGUGCUGUUCAGCAUCUUGAAUUACUUCAGGUGGGCCCACAUUGGCAUCAUCUCUUCCUCCGAAGGCACUUGGGUGGAGACGGCCACUAAGGUCGCUGAUUCCUUGAGGAGCCAUGGUCUGUCAGUCAGACUGGUCAGUUUCUUGGAGAACACGCCUCACGGCAUCAGACGAACUCUCGCCAAGAUUCGCAAGAUGAGUGAAAUACGCGUUUUGAUCCUGUGCAUGCACUCUGCGCUGAUCGGCGGCGGAGUACAGAAGCUCCUGUUGGAGACGGCAUACGACAUGCAGAUGACUGACGGCUCCCUGGUCUUUGUGCCCUACGACACCUUGCUCUACAGCCUUCCCUACCGCAACGUCACCUACCCGGCUCUGAAGAGCAACAGCAAACUGCUGCGAGCCUACGACGCCGUGCUGACCGUCACCAUCGACUCACCCCAGAUGUCCUUCUACGAGGCCUAUGGAGAAGCCAUGGAGAUGGGGGAGGUGGCGAGGACCCUGAAGCCACAGCAGGUGUCGCCUCUCUUCGGGACUAUCUACAGCUCGGUCCUAUUCAUGGCCCACGCGGUGCAUCGUGUUCGGCAGUCAGGGGAGUGGAUGUCUGGAGGGAACCUGGCGAGACAAACCCACAACCUGGCCUUUCAGGGCUUCAGCCACCCAGUGAAAACCAACAGCUCUGGAGCAGCCUUGCUCGACUACCUCAUACUGGACACAGACGGACUCUCCUGGGAGCUGAAGCCAGCGUACAGGAUCGACAUGGAGGUUGGUAUGGUGCGCUUUCUGGGCCGAGACAUCCACUUCCCUCGAGGCUACGGACCCAGGAAAGACGCCUCCUGCUGGUUUACUCCUGGAGUCAUCUGCUCAGGGGGAGUGGAUCUGUUCACAACCAUCAGGAUGUUUCUCUGGGCGAUCGCCGUCUCUGUGUUUGCUUUGGCACUGAUUUACUGCAUCAGGCGACGCGUCAAUCAGAUUCGACUGGUCAGGGGUCCAAACAAGAUCUUGCUGACUCUGGCAGACGUCACAUUCAUAAACCCGUCGCUUAGCAACAAGAAACUGAGUUUGGACGACAGCAAAGCGAGCGGCAUGAGGAGCACGUCGGACCGCAGCGUCGCCUCACCGGUCUCCACACUAUCCCCGGCCACCUACGAGAACUCCAAUGUUGUCAUAUACGAGGGGGACUGGGCUUGGCUGAAGAGACUUCCUGAUGGGUUGUUCAGCAGAAUCAACCCCAAAACCAGUCAUGUGUUUGAACUGAUGAAAGACAUGCGUCACGAGAACAUCAACCCCUUCCUGGGCUUCUUCCACGACUGUGGCGUGUUUGCCAUUGUGACCGAGUUCUGCUCCAGAGGAAGCCUGGAGGACCUGCUGCUGAACGACGAAGUGAAACUCGACUGGAUGUUCAAGUCCUCUCUGCUGCUGGAUCUCAUCAAGGGUAUGAAGUACCUCCACCACCGCGGAGUGUCCCACACCCGUCUGAAGUCCAGUAACUGUGUGGUGGAUGGCCGCUUUGUUCUGAAGGUCACAGAUUACGGCUACAACGAGGUCCUGGAGUCUGGGAGGUUCCCUUACACCGAACCACCUGCAGAGGAGUUGCUGUGGACAGCUCCAGAGAUCCUGAGGAGCGGGCAGCCAGGGCUUCAUGGGACUCUGCCCGGCGACGUGUUCAGCUUUGCCAUCAUCAUGCAGGAGGUGGUGGUCAGAGGGCCUCCGUACUGCAUGCUGGACCUCUCCGCUACAGACAUCGUAGAGAAGCUCUGUAAGCCACCUCCUCUGUGUCGUCCGGCGGUCAGUCCAGACUACGCCCCAUUUGAGUGCAUCCAGCUGAUGAGACAGUGCUGGAACGAACAGCCGGACAAGAGGCCGAGCUUUGAUGAGAUCUUUGACCAGUUUAAGAACAUCAACAAGGGGAAAAAGACCAACAUCAUAGACUCCAUGCUGAGGAUGCUGGAGCAGUACUCGUCGAACCUGGAGGAGCUGAUCAGAGAGCGGACGGAGGAGCUGGAGAUCGAGAAGCAGAAGACGGAGAAGCUGCUGACACAGAUGCUGCCUCCAUCUGUGGCAGAGGCUUUGAAGGUGGGCGGCACAGUCGAACCGGAGUACUUUGACAGCGUGACACUUUACUUCAGCGACAUUGUCGGGUUCACCACCAUCUCGGCCAACAGCGAACCCAUCGAUGUGGUCAACCUGCUCAACGACCUCUACACGAUCUUCGAUGCCAUCAUAGGAAACCAUGAUGUCUACAAGGUGGAGACCAUCGGCGAUGCUUACAUGGUCGCAUCCGGUGUCCCCGUCCCUAACGGCAACCGCCAUGCUGCAGAGACAGCCAACAUGGCUCUCGACAUCCUCAGCGCUGUGGGAACCUUCAAGAUGAGACACAUGCCUGACGUUCCUGUCAGGAUACGAAUAGGACUGCACACAGGUCCGUGUGUGGCAGGUGUGGUGGGUCUGACGAUGCCUCGCUACUGUCUGUUCGGAGACACCGUGACCACUGCCUCUCGCAUGGAGUCCAGCGGGAUGCCCCACAGGAUCCACGUGCACCAGAGCACCGUGAAGAUCCUGCGGGACCUACAUCUCGGGUACAAGCUGGAAUUGAGAGGCAGGACGGAAGUCAAGGGGAAGGGAAUGGAGGAGACCUUCUGGCUUGUAGGGAGAGAUGGAUUCACCAAACCUCUGCCCGUUCCUCCGGAACUCAAAACUGGGCAAAUGGCCCACGGGCUGCAGAUGGCCGAGAUAGCCCAGUACAAGAAGCUGAAAGCCGAGAAAGAGAAACAGGAACAACUUGCAAAGAAGAAAAACUGACCGCAACGCUGCCUAAGACGACCACGACGACGAUGACAAUGUCAUGAUGUGGCACCACUGACUGACCCAUAGGUCACGAAUUUAGCUGGACUGGACCUUAAGAACUGUGUGUGUGUGUGUCUGUGUGUGUGUGUGUGUGUUAACAGCUUGAGUCCUGUGUGGAUCUAUGUUUAGAGGCGGUGACUCAGCAGAGCAGGGAUCUGCAGAAGCUGUGCCCGUCAGCAGGCGAAGGAACGCCGCUAAUCUCCCACUCACUUCCCCGACUCUCCGUCUGGGGGGGGGGAGGAAGAGAGGAGGAGGGAGACAAACUGUGAUAGCAGGAGGGUAAAGGAGGCAAGAGAAGAUCAUCUUUUCCUUUCACCGCCUUCUCUUUGUUCUGCCUCCGGUUGGUUUGAGGAAAAUACACCAAUCAAAAAUAUUCCAAAAAAUAAUGAGCUUUUUUGUUUGUUUAACUUUUUGGGCAUUAUUUUUUAAAGAGUUAACAGUAGUAUUAUUGUUUUAGUAUAAUAGUGCAGGUGUAUAGACAGUAUGUGAGGGGGAGAGACAGGAGGAGUCAACUUCAACGGCAGGACGACAUCUGAGCUGCAAAUAAUUAUUAUUUAUUGAUCAUUUGGUACGAAAGAUAAUUAUUAUUUUUUCAGUUUUACUGUUUCAUUUUUUUCUCCCUCAUGAUAGAAAAGGUGUCCUGAACGUAGAAAAGAGAUCAUUGUAUUUCAGAUUCUCCUAUCGACAGCAGCUUUGAGUCCGCUUCUUGUUAUUUCUUUCAAUCAAAUUUUAAUAAACUUUUUAAUGCAACGGUGAAGCUGAUUUUAAAAAACAAUCCCACGGCGCCACCUGGUGGUCAAAAACGGAAUAAACUAAGAUUUAGUCAAACUACAGAUGGCAUCCUGGAAGCUCUGCAGGACAGGAUUAUCCUCGCUGAUCCUCAGUGUGUGUGUGUGUGUGUGUGUGUGUGUGUGUGUGUCCAUUUAGAAUCCUAAAACUGACAGACUACCACACCCUCAUUUUUUUUUUACUGUAUAGAUAAUGGACUCACACUCUCACAGGUGUGAGUGUGUUUUAGCAGAGGUUCCCAUCAUGUUGAGUGGGUGUCCCAUUAA
Molecule: messenger RNA, 4382 nt
Organism: Scophthalmus maximus (turbot)
Lineage: Eukaryota; Metazoa; Chordata; Actinopteri; Pleuronectiformes; Scophthalmidae
Gene: gc2
Product: guanylyl cyclase 2
Exons: 23
Coding region: 1-3282 (1093 amino acids)
Biological process (GO): intracellular signal transduction; cGMP biosynthetic process; receptor guanylyl cyclase signaling pathway
Molecular function (GO): ATP binding; protein kinase activity; guanylate cyclase activity
Source: RefSeq, a predicted model, not a curated record